AUGUCACUGAACAACUCUUCCAAUGUAUUUCUGGAUUCCACGCCCAGUAAUACCAAUCGCUUUCAAGUUAAUGUCAUAAGCGAGAGCCGGGAGAGCAGCGCCGCUGUGAAUGACAACGCUGACCCUCCGCAUUAUGAGGAAACCUCUUUUGGGGAUGAAGGCCAGAACAGGUUUAGAAUCAGCUUCAGGCCUGGGAAUCAGGAGUGCUACGACAAUUUCCUCCAAACUGGGGAAAUGGCUAAAACAGAUGCCAGUUUUCACGCUUACGAUUCUCACACAAACACAUACUACCUACAAACCUUUGGCCACAACACUGUGGAUGCUGUGCCCAAGAUCGAGUACUAUCGCAACACCGGCAGUGUUAGCGGGCCCAAGGUCAACCGUCCCAGCCUGCUGGACAUUCACGAGCAACUUGCAAAGAAUGUAUCAGUGGCCCCAGGUUCGGCUGAUGUGGUUGCUAACGGUGAAGGGACACCUGGAGAUGAACAAGCUGAAAACAAGGGAGAAGAUCAAGCUGGUGCUGUGAAGUUUGGAUGGGUGAAAGGUGUGCUGGUACGAUGUAUGCUGAAUAUCUGGGGUGUCAUGCUCUUCAUUCGCCUCUCCUGGAUUGUUGGAGAAGCUGGAAUCGGUCUUGGAGUUCUCAUAAUUCUUCUUUCCACCAUGGUCACUUCUAUUACUGGGUUGUCAACUUCUGCAAUAGCAACUAACGGGUUUGUUCGUGGAGGUGGGGCCUACUAUCUUAUUUCCAGAAGCUUAGGGCCUGAGUUUGGUGGAUCUAUAGGCUUGAUCUUUGCUUUUGCCAACGCAGUGGCUGUUGCUAUGUAUGUGGUGGGAUUUGCUGAGACUGUGGUAGAUCUUCUUAAGGAGAGUGAUUCGAUGAUGGUGGAUCCAACCAAUGACAUCCGGAUCAUAGGCUCCAUCACAGUGGUGAUUCUUUUAGGAAUUUCAGUAGCUGGAAUGGAAUGGGAAGCAAAGGCUCAAGUGAUUCUUCUGAUCAUUCUUCUCAUUGCUAUCGCAAACUUCUUCAUUGGAACUGUCAUUCCAUCCAACAAUGAGAAAAGGGCCAGAGGUUUCUUUAAUUACCAAGCAUCAAUAUUUGCAGAAAAUUUUGGGCCAAGCUUCACCAAAGGUGAAGGCUUCUUCUCUGUCUUUGCCAUUUUUUUCCCAGCAGCAACUGGGAUCCUAGCUGGUGCCAAUAUCUCGGGAGAUUUGGAGGAUCCCCAAGAUGCCAUCCCCAAAGGAACCAUGCUGGCCAUCUUCAUCACCACGGUCGCCUACAUAGGAGUAGCCAUUUGCGUGGGGGCUUGUGUGGUCCGGGAUGCCACUGGGAGCGUGAAUGACACCAUCAUUUCUGGGAUGAACUGCAAUGGUUCAGCAGCCUGUGGGUUAGGCUAUGACUUCUCAAGAUGUCGACAUGAACCGUGUCAGUAUGGGCUGAUGAACAAUUUCCAGGUCAUGAGCAUGGUGUCAGGGUUCGGCCCCCUCAUCACUGCUGGGAUCUUUUCUGCAACACUCUCCUCGGCCCUGGCCUCCCUCGUCAGCGCACCCAAAGUGUUCCAGGCUCUGUGCAAGGACAACAUCUACAAAGCUCUGCAGUUCUUUGCAAAGGGAUAUGGGAAGAACAACGAGCCACUGAGAGGAUACUUUCUCACUUUUGUUAUAGCCAUGGCAUUCAUUCUUAUUGCGGAACUGAACACCAUCGCUCCCAUCAUCUCCAACUUUUUCCUGGCCUCAUAUGCACUUAUUAACUUCUCCUGCUUUCAUGCCUCUUACGCCAAAUCUCCAGGAUGGAGACCUGCAUAUGGUAUUUACAACAUGUGGGUGUCUCUCUUUGGAGCUGUUUUGUGCUGUGCGGUCAUGUUUGUCAUCAACUGGUGGGCGGCUGUCAUCACCUAUGUCAUUGAGUUCUUCCUCUAUAUAUACGUGACUUACAAGAAGCCAGAUGUGAACUGGGGCUCCUCCACGCAGGCUCUUUCCUACGUGAGUGCUUUAGACAAUGCUCUAGAACUAACUACAGUGGAAGACCAUGUGAAAAACUUCAGGCCCCAGUGCAUCGUCUUAACAGGGGGACCCAUGACAAGACCUGCUCUCUUGGAUAUAGCUCAUGCCUUUACCAAGAACAGUGGCCUUUGCAUCUGCUGUGAAGUCUUUGUGGGACCGCGCAAGCUGUGUGUUAAAGAGAUGAACAGUGGCAUGGCAAAAAAGCAGGCCUGGCUUAUAAAGAACAAAAUCAAGGCAUUUUAUGCAGCAGUGGCAGCAGAUUGUUUCAGGGAUGGUGUCCGAAGUCUCCUUCAGGCCUCGGGCUUAGGAAGAAUGAAGCCAAACACUCUGGUGAUUGGAUAUAAAAAAAACUGGAGGAAGGCUCCCCUGACAGAGAUUGAAAACUAUGUGGGAAUCAUACAUGAUGCGUUUGAUUUUGAGAUUGGUGUUGUCAUAGUCAGAAUCAGCCAAGGGUUUGACAUCUCCCAGGUUCUUCAGGUGCAAGAGGAAUUAGAGAAAUUAGAACAGGAGCGGCUGGCUUUGGAAGCCACCAUCAAAGACAACGAAAGUGAAGAAGGAAAUGGAGGCAUCCGAGGCUUGUUUAAAAAAGCUGGCAAGCUGAACAUUACUAAGCCAACUCCUAAGAAAGAUAGUGGCAUUAACACAAUCCAGUCAAUGCACAUUGGGGAGUUCAACCAGAAACUGGUGGAAGCCAGCACCCAAUUUAAAAAGAAGCAGGGAAAAGGCACAAUUGAUGUUUGGUGGUUGUUUGAUGACGGAGGGUUAACACUCCUUAUCCCCUAUAUCUUGACUCUCAGAAAAAAAUGGAAAGACUGUAAAUUAAGAAUCUAUGUUGGAGGGAAGAUCAAUCGCAUUGAAGAAGAAAAAAUUGCAAUGGCUUCCCUUCUGAGCAAAUUUAGGAUAAAAUUUGCAGACAUCCAUGUCAUUGGUGACAUCAACGUUAAGCCAAACAAAGAAAGCUGGAAAGUCUUUGAAGAAAUGAUUGAACCAUAUCGUCUCCAUGAAAGCUGUAAAGAUUUAACAACUGCUGAGAAAUUAAAGAGAGAAACUCCGUGGAAAAUUACAGAUGCAGAACUGGAAGCAGUCAAGGAAAAGAGUUACCGCCAAGUUCGACUGAAUGAACUCUUACAGGAGCACUCAAGAGCUGCUAAUCUCAUAGUCCUGAGCCUUCCAGUGGCAAGGAAAGGAUCUAUAUCAGAUUGGUUGUACAUGGCUUGGUUGGAAAUCCUCACAAAGAACCUCCCUCCUGUCUUACUAGUUAGAGGAAAUCACAAAAAUGUCCUGACAUUUUACUCUUAA
Budorcas taxicolor (takin) is the source of this 3300-nucleotide messenger RNA. RefSeq names its product solute carrier family 12 member 1 (gene SLC12A1). The transcript has 26 exons. The coding region runs from base 1 to 3300 and encodes 1099 amino acids. The record is from RefSeq and is a predicted model, not a curated record. Gene Ontology annotation, molecular function: sodium:potassium:chloride symporter activity. Gene Ontology annotation, cellular component: membrane. Gene Ontology annotation, biological process: sodium ion homeostasis; chloride transmembrane transport; sodium ion transmembrane transport. Lineage: Eukaryota; Metazoa; Chordata; Mammalia; Artiodactyla; Bovidae.